AGCUCCCUCUUUUGAGUGCACAUCUGACUAAUUCAGAGAUUUCAGCUUGACAAAUGAGUUGGAAUUUCUUUCAGAAACUCCUGCAGAAAAAUUGCUAACUGUUUUGGUCAACAGAAGUCUUAACACAGACAAGAGCAAAGCAGAUUCCUGCUGAGAAUCACCCAAAGACAACUCUGACAAAGAACUCUGAAAAUUCAUUUCAGGAUGAAGCUGCAAGAACAAUGUACCCUUGACACAAACAAAUGCUGUUCAUUGACCAAAGGAUACAAGAGGAUUCUUCUCCCAACUACUGCAGCCCCUACAAUGGGAAUCUGGCUUCUCCAAAGGCAGCUUUCUCUCCUGCUGUUGCUGCUGCUCUCUGACCUGCAGAGACCCACAGCGAGUUCUGAGGUUGCAGCUAAAAGAUACAUUGACUUGUCACCAGAUUCCUUUGAUGAUCAGUACCAAGGUUGUGGCCAAGAGAUCAUGGAGGAAUUAAAUCAAGGGGAUUAUUUCUCAAAAGAACUAGAAACCCACAGAAAUUACUCCAAGGUGUGGCAGAAUGCCCACGUAAACUGGCUGAACCAAGAAAAAGGUCUCCCUGAGAACAUGACUAUUACACAUGCUGUUGCCCUCUUGGUUUAUACACUGAACAAUAAUGUUCGCUCUGACUUCACUAGAGCCAUGGCUAGUGCUGGUAGGUCUCCAGAGCAGUACAAACAUUCCUUCCAUUUUAAAUAUCUACACUACUAUCUGACCUCAGCAGUCCAACUCCUGAGGAAAGAGAUUAUCAUGAAGAAUGACUCUCUGUGUUAUAAGGUGUACUAUAAGGCAAAGGAUGUCUACUUGGAAGUUUCCAUAGGUGCCACGCUUCGAUUUGGCCAAUUCCUUUCAACCUCACUCCUAAGAGAAGAGGCACAAAAUUUGGAGAACCAAACGCUAUUUACCAUAUUUACCUGCCUGGGUGUACCUGUACAACACUUCUCUCUCAAGGAAGUGGUGCUGGUCCCUCCCUAUGAGUUGUUCGAAGUUGUAAAUAUGAGCUACCACCCAAAAGGAACUUGGUUGCAAUUGCACUCAACUGGGAACUUCAGCACAUAUAACUGUCUGCUGCUAAAAGCUUCCAGCAAGAAGUGCAUCCCAGCUCCUAUAGUUAUAGCUUUUCUCUCAUUUUUAACCAGUUUUAUCAUCUUGCCCAAAAGUGGAAUAUAAAGGAAACUUGUGGUUUUGUUGUCCUGAACUCUUUUGCUUUAUGGCUCUCAGAAGAUCCAGAAUACCCUUGGGAGUACCUAUCAGUUGCUGCAGAGCUGGCUCAACCUACUGCUGUGGGUGGGCCUGUAAUUCUACAUAUUUCUUCUCCAUGAAAACAGAGAUUCAUGCUGAAAUAGAAAUGACCCAAGCAGAGAUUGUGAGAUGUAAUCAAGAUACUUUUUUGGAAU
Condylura cristata (star-nosed mole) is the source of this 1418-nucleotide messenger RNA. RefSeq names its product ADP-ribosyltransferase 4 (Dombrock blood group) (gene ART4). The record is from RefSeq and is a predicted model, not a curated record. NCBI's taxonomy places the organism in Eukaryota, Metazoa, Chordata, Mammalia, Eulipotyphla, Talpidae. The coding region runs from base 205 to 1191 and encodes 328 amino acids. Gene Ontology annotation, molecular function: NAD+-protein-arginine ADP-ribosyltransferase activity; NAD+ poly-ADP-ribosyltransferase activity. The transcript has 3 exons.